AAAAAAAAAACAAAAAAUAAAGCCCAAACAAAUAGGGUUUAAGAGCCCAUUAAAUCAGAGCCCAGCAACGUUCGUGUUUGUUUUGUUCAGUUGAUAUAGAACCAGUCUCGAACUCUAGUAGAUUCGUUGUCUCGAGCUACGUGAUAUUCCGGUAAACCGUCGCCGGAGAUGUACAGUAGAUAAUUCAAAUCGAGCUGCCACGUCGCUAUUUUCCCACCAACUUUUUUUUUUUUAAAUAAUUGGAAAAAGUUUCUAAUUUACACGCUUCCCAAUUCGUAAACAAUGUUCUUUAAAAGUAAAACGAAAUUUUUUUUGGAUUUGAAGAUAAAAGAUCCAAAAUAAAAACAAAAUUGAAGAUAAAUUUUUAGGGUUUAUAACGACCCGCCAAAUUCCUUCUCUCCUCCAACAUUUCAGAUUUCGCGACCCGGAUCUUAACCCGGACCCGCAUUUGUUUCGGUUCCGAUCUGGUUUCUUGACAAUGGCGUCAGAAGCUUCGCCUUCUUCUUCGGCCACCAGAUCGGAGCCACCCAAAGACUCUCCGGCGGAGGAGAGAGGUCCAGCUUCUAAGGAAGUAUCAGAAGUAAUAGAAUCGCUAAAGAAGAAGCUUGCAGCUGAUAGGUGUAUAUCAAUAAAGAAAAGGAUUGAUGAAAACAAGAAGAAUUUGUUUGCUAUUACUCAAAGUUUUAUGAGGUCUUCUAUGGAACGAGGAGGUAGCUGUAAAGAUGGCAGUGAUCUUUUAGUUAAGAGGCAAAGAGAUUCGCCAGGUAUGAAAAGCGGAAUCGAUGAAAGUAAUAACAACAGAUAUGUAGAAGAUGGACCUGCCAGUUCAGGAAUGGUUCAAGGAUCUAGUGUCCCUGUCAAAAUUUCCUUACGUCCUAUCAAAAUGCCUGAUAUCAAACGUUUGUCACCUUAUACCACAUGGGUUUUUCUGGACAGAAAUCAAAGAAUGACUGAAGACCAGUCUGUAGUGGGUCGAAGGAGAAUUUAUUAUGAUCAAACUGGCGGGGAAGCGCUUAUCUGCAGUGAUAGUGAAGAGGAGGCCAUUGACGACGAAGAAGAAAAAAGAGAUUUUUUGGAGCCUGAAGAUUAUAUUAUUCGCAUGACCCUUGAGCAACUAGGUCUUUCAGACUCAGUCCUGGCGGAACUAGCAAGUUUCUUGUCUAGAAGUACUAGUGAAAUCAAGGCAAGACAUGGAGUGCUUAUGAAGGAAAAAGAAGUAUCCGAGAGUGGCGAUAAUCAAGCAGAGAGCUCCCUUCUCAACAAAGAUAUGGAAGGAGCAUUAGAUUCUUUCGAUAACCUGUUCUGCCGUAGAUGCCUUGUAUUUGAUUGCCGGCUUCAUGGGUGUUCACAGGAUCUCAUUUUUCCGGCUGAGAAACCAGCUCCAUGGUGUCCUCCUGUAGAUGAAAAUUUAACCUGUGGUGCAAACUGCUAUAAAACGCUUCUCAAGUCUGGAAGAUUUCCGGGAUAUGGCACCAUUGAAGGUAAAACUGGCACUUCAUCAGAUGGUGCAGGUACUAAAACCACACCCACGAAGUUCUCCAGCAAACUUAAUGGGAGAAAACCAAAGACCUUCCCAAGUGAAAGUGCAUCGUCUAAUGAAAAGUGCGCACUAGAAACAAGUGACUCAGAGAAUGGACUACAGCAGGAUACCAAUUCCGAUAAAGUUUCAUCAUCGCCAAAGGUGAAAGGUAGUGGGAGACGAGUAGGUCGUAAGAGGAACAAAAACCGAGUUGCUGAGCGAGUUCCUCGUAAGACUCAGAAGAGGCAGAAGAAGACAGAAGCCUCGGAUAGUGAUUCCAUCGCCAGUGGAAGUUGUUCACCCAGCGAUGCAAAACAUAAAGAUAAUGAAGAUGCUACUUCCUCUUCUCAGAAGCAUGUAAAAUCUGGGAACUCCGGGAAGUCAAGGAAGAAUGGCACUCCUGCCGAAGUCUCCAAUAAUUCUGUGAAGGAUGACGUUCCUGUUUGCCAGUCAAAUGAGGUUGCGUCAGAGCUUGAUGCGCCGGGUAGUGAUGAAAGUCUAAGGAAAGAAGAGUUUAUGGGUGAAACUGUAUCUCGAGGAAGAUUGGCUACAAAUAAGUUGUGGAGACCACUUGAGAAAAGCCUUUUUGAUAAAGGUGUUGAGAUUUUUGGAAUGAAUAGCUGCUUGAUUGCUAGAAAUCUUUUGAGUGGUUUCAAAUCAUGUUGGGAGGUCUUCCAAUACAUGACGUGCUCGGAAAAUAAAGCUUCCUUCUUUGGAGGUGAUGGAUUGAAUCCUGAUGGCUCUUCCAAGUUCGAUAUCAAUGGAAAUAUGGUUAAUAACCAAGUGAGGAGAAGGUCAAGAUUUCUACGUAGGAGAGGCAAAGUGCGGCGCUUGAAGUAUACCUGGAAGUCUGCUGCAUAUCAUUCAAUUAGGAAAAGAAUUACUGAGAAGAAAGACCAGCCCUGCCGUCAGUUUAAUCCAUGUAACUGCAAAAUUGCUUGUGGGAAGGAAUGUCCUUGUUUGCUAAACGGGACUUGCUGCGAGAAGUACUGCGGUUGCCCAAAGAGCUGCAAGAAUAGGUUUAGAGGUUGUCAUUGUGCCAAAAGUCAGUGUCGAAGCCGCCAGUGUCCAUGCUUUGCUGCAGAUCGGGAAUGUGACCCAGAUGUUUGUAGAAACUGCUGGGUCAUUGGUGGGGAUGGUUCGCUUGGGGUCCCAAGCCAAAGAGGCGAUAAUUAUGAGUGCAGGAAUAUGAAAUUGCUCCUGAAACAACAACAAAGGGUUUUACUUGGAAUAUCUGAUGUUUCUGGUUGGGGAGCUUUCUUAAAGAACAGUGUAAGUAAGCAUGAAUACCUUGGGGAAUACACAGGAGAGCUGAUCUCACAUAAAGAGGCAGAUAAACGCGGGAAGAUAUACGAUCGCGAGAACUGCUCUUUUCUCUUCAAUCUAAACGAUCAGUUUGUGCUAGAUGCUUACAGGAAAGGAGAUAAACUGAAAUUCGCCAACCAUUCUCCUGAACCUAACUGUUACGCAAAGGUCAUCAUGGUUGCUGGAGAUCACAGGGUGGGGAUCUUCGCAAAAGAGAGGAUACUGGCUGGAGAAGAACUAUUUUACGAUUACCGGUAUGAGCCAGAUCGAGCUCCAGCUUGGGCCAAAAAACCUGAAGCUCCUGGUUCUAAGAAAGACGAAAAUGUUACACCUUCUGUUGGUAGACCCAAGAAGCUUGCUUAGCAACAAAAGAAACAACCAUUUUUUUGUCAAUUCUUUGGUUACAGGUGGAAGAACGCUUUAAUCCUCAUUACUCUCCACACGGAAGAACACAUUGAAACAAAUUCAUACAUUUUGCUGAGUCUAAAGAAAAAUUGUAUUCGUUGGAUUAAAAUUUCCUUUUUUCGUUUUACAUUUCUGGAUUAUCAUUUUAUUGUACUGAGACUCGGGUUAAAGUUUUUAAAUUACAGAUGAGAAACUUGGUGAGCUUUGGAGCUGACAUCAAUGUGGUA
Arabidopsis thaliana (thale cress) is the source of this 3456-nucleotide messenger RNA. It is a transcript of the gene CLF, whose product is annotated as SET domain-containing protein. Bases 479 to 3187 code for a protein of 902 amino acids. Gene Ontology annotation, cellular component: chromatin silencing complex; nucleus; PcG protein complex. The record is from RefSeq and is marked reviewed. Gene Ontology annotation, biological process: regulation of long-day photoperiodism, flowering; chromatin remodeling; heterochromatin formation. The transcript is spliced from 17 exons. NCBI's taxonomy places the organism in Eukaryota, Viridiplantae, Streptophyta, Magnoliopsida, Brassicales, Brassicaceae. Gene Ontology annotation, molecular function: histone H3K27 methyltransferase activity; histone methyltransferase activity.